AUGGGGUCAGGGAAACUAGGGUCCUGGAACAUUUGUUCCCCGUAUUUUGGGUUUAAGAGGAUUGUAUUCAGGAGCAUUUUUUCAGAGGGCUGUAAAGGCCAUCCUAGGAAAGAAAAUACACUGGCAGUUCAAGCGCGUCCCUUUCGACGCUGCGAGACGAUGAAGCAAGACAUUGGCAUCGACCUCCUUGCCGACAAUCUGCCCAAGUACAUCGAUACUGAUGAGAUGGUAGACUUUGGGCAAGAUCUUAAGACCAUCGCCGUGGAGCGUUGCGCAAAGCUGCAGCAGCUGGCCCGCCGACUCGCAAUGAAUGGGGCAGCCAGUUGCGGCGGUUGA
Messenger RNA from Symbiodinium natans, 336 nucleotides. NCBI's taxonomy places the organism in Eukaryota, Dinophyceae, Suessiales, Symbiodiniaceae. The record is from the annotation of a GenBank genome assembly.